Molecule: messenger RNA, 10509 nt
Organism: Sceloporus undulatus (fence lizard)
Lineage: Eukaryota; Metazoa; Chordata; Lepidosauria; Squamata; Phrynosomatidae
Gene: RP1
Product: RP1 axonemal microtubule associated
Exons: 59
Biological process (GO): intracellular signal transduction
Molecular function (GO): protein binding
Source: RefSeq, a predicted model, not a curated record
AUGAGUGAAACACCAUCAACCAACUAUUCGGUGAUUCAGCACCACACUUCAGAAAGUGAACAGUCUUUGUCUGCACGGCCUUUCAAUGUCACAGAACCUGUUGUGGCCAAGAGAGUCUGCUUUUACAAGAGUGGAGACCCUCAAUUUAAUGGAGUCAAAAUGGUUGUCAAUAACCGUUCUUUCAAAUCAUUCGAUGCCUUGCUUGACAACUUGUCAAAAAGAGUACCACUGCCUUUUGGGGUGAGGAAUAUCACGACACCACGGGGAAUACACAGCAUCAAUAACCUGGAAGACCUUGAAGAUGGAAAAUCAUACAUCUGUUCCCAACAAAGAAAAAUCAAGCCCAUUAACCUGGAAAUGGCCAGUAAAAAGCCAUUGCCAUGGCAGAACAGCAGACCAAUCAGUGCUCGCCGACGGGCUGGACAGCUAGCUAGAGAAGGGGACCGCAGUGCAUUCCAGAGCACAGUCAAAUUAAGCACUCCUAAGAAACUGCUGGUUUUCAAAAAUGGCAAUGUAAGAAUUCGACGCACGGUUGUCUUAGGCAAGAAGAACACACAAAACUUUGAGGCCUUUCUGGAGCACAUCAGUGAAUUAAUGCAGUAUCCAGUCGUGAAAUUAUAUACUACUGAUGGGAGAAAGGUCUCCAACCUUCAAGCUUUGGUUCUGUGUUCUGGAGCUGUUGUUGCAGCAGGGAGAGAACCUUUCAAAGCAGGGAAUUAUGAUCCUCAUAGGUACUCAUUACCUGGUAAACUGCCUGGCUCCUCCAAUCGUGUAUACCCCAGAACCAAUGCCAAGUCAGAGAGCAGAAAAACUACAAAAUGGAAGGUAACAGUUUGUACUGGUAACCAGCCAUCUUCAGGUACCAGCUCACAAGUAUAUAUUACUUUAUAUGGGGAUCAAAGUAAUUCAGGAGCUAUUUUUCUAUAUGGAGAAGAGAAAGAGAUGUUUAGAAGAGGAAAUACAGAUACAUUCAUUAUUGACACAGAAGACAUAGGAGAUCUAUACAAAAUACGAAUAGGACAUAAUAACUCUGGAGAAACUCCUGCUUGGUACUGCAAAGAGCUGCAAUUGCAGAACCUUGUUUCAGAGGAACAGUUUGAUUUUCCUGUUGAUAAAUGGCUGGCACUAAACCAAGAUGAUGGUGAAAUCUGUCAGGAAUGUCCCGUUUUACAGCAGGGUCAGCCUCUUCUUCCAGUGGUGGUGUAUGAGCUUCAUGUGGUCACAGGUGACUUAUGGAAUGCUGGAACAGAAGCUGAUGUCUACAUUGUACUCUAUGGCAAAAAAGGUGAUACAGGAUCCCGACAACUCCUUAGGUCAAAGAAUCCUAGGAAAUAUCUAAAGGGACAAACUGAUGCGUUCUCCCUUGAAGCUGUGCACCUUGGAAGUUUACGCAAGAUUGUUAUAGGACACAAUGGAGUUGGCACAGGAAAUGGUUGGUUUCUGGAGAAAAUUGUAGUCAAGGACCCAAUCACUCACCUGGAUUAUAAUUUCAUGUGCCACAGGUGGCUAGAUGCAGGACAAGAUGAUGGCAAAAUUGUCAGAGAACUGUAUGCCAUUGAUAACUACACUCUUGCAAUGAGACAAGAAAUGGAAGUCAAGAAAGCAGAAAUGUGGGCCGUAGAAAAAUGGAAAUUUCAGAAAGGCAAUACACUUCAGUUUUACAACAAGGUGACCCAUGGUUUCAUACGCCUCAGUCAAGAUAGAACUGUUGAUACCCUUGGCACCAAGAAAGACAAACAUGGUUUUUUUGAUGUGACUGUCAAGAAAGGAAACACGUGGAUAUUUAAAUGUCACCCAAUGCCAAAGCAUGCACUUGCUGUUGCUCAUGGCUCUGUCACUGGAAUGGACCAUGGGGACAGCCACUGUGAAUUGCAAGUUCAUGUUCAGCCAGAUCGCUCAAUAAUUCUGGAAUCAGCCCAGAGCCCAGGACAAACUGUGGCUUUCACUCUCCAAGGAACAGUACCUGAUGAUACCACAGGCUACGCAGGAUUGACAAGGGAAUUUAUUGUUCAUGUUAAGGGAGUGUUCCACAAUAGUGCCAUAAUUCUGCUCACUACUAGCUACUGCCAGUCUCUCUGCCUGAGGCCUGAUGGGAGCUGCUGUGGAGCAGGAAAUCAAUCUGAAGACUCUUACUGGAGGAUAAAUAAAAUCAGCUCUGGAGUAUGUAUGUUUGAAAGUGUGAAAAUCCCCAGAAUGUUUCUAAGGAUCAAAGAUGGUCAAUGUGACGGAAGAGGCACAGGUGAUGUGGACUGCCAUUUUAUAGUGGAGAAAAAUUUAGAAAGUGGAUCGAUAAGCCUAGAAUCUGUACGAAACAGAGGAAUAUAUGUUGGCCUUCUACCUAAUGGUCAGACUAAACCAGUUGUUCAUACUGGAGAAAGUAAUGUUUUGUUUUAUCCACAAGUUGUCAAAUUUGGUAGAGAAAAGCCUAUGGGAACGUCUGCAACUCCUGUCCAGCAGAAAGACGUGAUCACAGAAUCCAGACAGCACAAAGCAGGAAUAGAGACUCUACCAUCCCAUGGACAACCACGUUCUCCUCUCUCACAAGCUACCUAGAAGGAAAUUAAAAAUGUCCAAAAGGGUGAGCUUCCUUUUCCUUCAGAUGAAAAAUGGAAAGUGUCAGUACUAACAGGAAAUACAGGAACUCAAGCAAAUGUCACUCUCUGGAUAUAUGGAGACAAAGGACUUACUGGACCCAUAACUCUUAGCAAGGACAACAGACAACAGCUGUUCCUACCCAGGACUGAAAAUGCAUUUCAGGUUGAAAUUAAAUCCAUUGGAAAUAUCUACAAAAUCAGAAUAGGGCAUGAUGCAACAAGCAAACAACCAGAAUGGAUGUUGGACAAAGUGACACUGCACCACUUGAAGAGUGGGAAAAUAUUGAAUUUUCCAGCAAACAAAUGGCUGUCAAGAAACCGGGGGAAUGGAGAUACUAUAUGUGAACUUCCAGUAGUAGAAAAAGGAAGAAGCCUUUAUCCAACUGUGAAUUAUAAGGUCUAUGUGUAUACGGGACAACUGGAGCAAGCUGAAACAGAUUCUUCAAUUUAUUUGGGCAUCUAUGGAGAAAGAGGUGACUCUGGAUUAAGACUUCUUCACAAAUCCAACAAUGCCAUAAAAUUUCAGAGAGGAAAGACUGACAUGUUUGAAAUACAAGCUGUGUCUCUUGGAAAUCUACAGAAAGUGCUGUUGUGCUGCAAGGCAUAUAACAUGUCACAGAACUGGUACUGUGAGAAAGUAAUCAUCAGAGAACCUGAGAAGAACUCAGAAUACAUUUUCAUCUGUGAGAGAUGGCUGCCUAAUAUGUCAGAAGGCAUAAUUCAUUCAGAAAUAGAGCUCUCCCAACAAGAAAUGCAAAUAAAUCAUCAGCCAAAAAUGCAAGAGGAAGAAAAUGGAGAAGAUUGGAAAAUCACAGUAGUCACUGGCUCUUCCGAAACAGCUGGCACAACAGCAACUGUGUCCCUUUAUGUUUAUGGAGAAGACAAGGCUUCAGGUCCUUUUAUGCUGGGAUCUGGGGAACACCAGCUGUUCAAUCCCUACAGUGUAGAUACAUUCAAGAUUAAUCUAAAAGAUGUAGGAGAGCUGUAUAAAAUCCGGAUUGGCCAUGACAACAGUGGACCAGAUCCUAGUUGGUACCUGCAAGAGAUUAGACUUCAAAGAAUGAGUACACCACCAGAGAAAGAAAUUCGUUUAACUAUCAACUGCUGGCUGUCUGAAGAUCAAGAUGAUUCAGAUACAUGGCAAGAAAUACCAGUAAGAAGACAUGGAAAAGAACUUCUACCAGUGGUACUUUAUGAUAUUGCUGUAUACACUGGGUCAAACCCUGGUGCAGAAACUAAUUCUAAUGUAUAUAUCACUGUCUUCGGAAACAGAGGGGAUUCUGGGAAACGAAAACUUCGCACAUCAAGAUUUAAUAAAGUCAAAUUUCAGCGUGGUCAGACUGACAUGUUCUACAUGACUGCUGUAUCACUUGGGGUUCUGAAUAAAGUUCUCAUUAGCCAUGAUGGAUCUGGUCCAGGCAGUGGGUGGUUCCUUGAAAAGAUUAUAAUUUCAUAUGAAGAUGAAGGUGGAGUGGAAAAAGUUGUGUUUCCCUGCAAUAGAUGGCUAGAUGAAUACAAAGAUGAUGGGAAGACACACAGAGAGUUAAUUACCAUAAUGAAUGGGAGUGUGUCAACAAUUUAUACUAGAGGACAAUGGAGAGUGUGGGUUAAGACUGCAGAAGAUUCCCCAGAGCCACAGGACUGUAAGAGAACCCUCGUAAUUUAUGGCUCAAAAGGCAAAAGUGAUGAACUUCUCCUUUCUCCACAAAGCUUGGGAUAUGUGUGCUUUCAACCAGGAGCAACUGAUGAAUUCUUUAUUGAAUCUGGAGACAUUGGAGAUGUGUACAAGAUUCGGGUCAGCUGUGAUGAUUUACUAGGCUUUGAGGGCUGGCAUUUGAAGUCUUUUGAAAUGGAAGAGGUAUACACUAAUCGAGUGUUGAACUUUGACUCUAGCUGCUGGUUCUCUCUUAGCCCAGAACACAGAGAGCUGGUGAAAGAAUUCCCUGCAGUGAAUGAUAACCAGAAACCUUUACCAGUGCAUAAAUAUAUCAUCUCUGUCCACACUGGUGAUCUCUGGGGAGCAGAAACCUUUGCAAAUCUUUAUGUAACUGUUUAUGGUGAAAGAGGAGAUACAGGUGUCAGGAAGCUGCAGCACUCUCUUACAGCGGGAGAAAUGUUUCAAAGGAAUAAGGUGGAUUCCUUUUUAGUGGAGGCUGUCUCUUUGGGCCACCUGAAAAAGAUAGUUGUAGGACAUGAUGGAGAAGGAUAUGGAGCGGGAAUAUUCUUAAAAAUGGUAACAAUUAAGAAGUCAGAAAAUUCAGAUACAGAAUGGCUCUUCCCAUGUUGGAACUGGCUGGAUACUCAUCUGGGAAUCUGUGACACAGUCUGUGAGAUUGAAACAGUAGGUAAAAGAAAGACCUCUUGUUCAAUACAUCCUGAAAUCAACAGAGAGUUUUCAGGUUUAUGGAUAGUAGAUAUCAUUGGGUCUGACCCGAGUGCUAAAAUUGAUCCUAUACAUCUUACUUUCAACUUUUAUGGAGACCAAAAUCACAAAAAGUUGACACUCCAGCUAUCAGAAAAUGAAACGCAUAUCAAAGAUGAACUAAAAAACAUUGGCUCCCUUUACAAGAUUCAGAUAUCUGGUCCACACAAUCAGAUAAAUGAGCCUUGGCAUUUGGACAUGUUGCAUAUGAAACAUACAGGCACCAACCAAGAGAUGUGGUUAAAUUUUGACACUUGGUUCAAACCCAAGGAAGAAAAAUGUGUUGAAUUACCAGCAUUCUAUUCCAAUCAGGAUCCUUUGCCUGUGGUGGAAUAUUCAAUCCAUGUGCAUACUGGAGACAAAAAGAAAGCUGAUGCUAGUGGAGACGUCUAUCUUUGUCUUCAAGGGGACAGAAGUGACUCUGGGAAACGAUGGCUUAAUGAUUCUGAAAAAGGCCCAAUAUGUUUUGGAAGAGGGGAGGUGGAUGUUUUCAGAAUCAAAGCAGUACACCUUGGGAAUCUGAACCAGGUCCUUGUGGGAUUUAGAAGUUUAACCAAAGAUGAUUGGUUCUUAGAAAAGAUUGUAGUAAAAGAAGGGAGUUACCCCUUCACUUCAUAUAUCUUUGUCCACAAUAACUGGAUCAGUAAACAUUCAAAGAAAGUUUUUACAGAAACUGCAGUUCCACUGAAAGAAACCAUUUCAGCAUCUGGUUCAUUUAAAGAUUUUGGUGCUAAAAGCAAAGGACAGUGGCAAAUGUGGGUGGAUUGUGCUCAUGCUCCAGAAAAAAUGCCUGAUGUAGAAGUACUUGUGUUUGGAACCAGGGGGAAAUCCCAUGCAAAGAGAGUUCACAGUUUUAAAAAUGAAUCCUUUCUGUUGAGUGCUGGUGAUAUUGGCAGCAUAACAAAGAUUUCAUUUAUGUUAUCCAACCUACGUUUGAAUAAAGGAAUCAAACUUUCCAAGCUUCGGAUGAAAGACUUGGAUUCUAAAGAAGAGCUGGGUUUUUACCCUUUGAACCGAUGGCUCUUUGAAGAAGAUGGGUCAGAGACUGUGACAGAGCUAGCUGCAGUCAGACCAGAUGUAGCACCACUUAAGGAUGUUACAUACUCAAUCAGUGUCUACACAGGAACACUACCUGCAUCAGAAACAGAUGCAGAAAUCUUUAUUACAAUAUUUGGGGAAAAUGGAGACUCUUCCAAAAGAAGACUUAAAAAUCUAAAGUCUUGCACACAUUUUGAAAAGGGUCAGGUGAGUACCUUCAGCAUCCGAGGAAUAGAUCUGGGAAUAUUAAGCAAAGUGCUUGUGGAACACAACAGAUAUGGUUACGGAGCUGGUUGGUACCUUGAAGAAAUCAUAAUACAAGAAUUAGAGAAAUGUAAUGGCCAGUAUGUAUUCUCAUGCCAACAAUGGCUAGACAGUGGAGUUGCUGAUGGAAGGAUGAAAAAAGAGCUCCAGCUUCUUGGAAAAGCCAGGAAAGAAAAGCCAGUAGGAAGAAUUCACGGAACCUGGGAUAUCAUUGUUUCCACUAGCAACGCUUUAAACAAUAAUGUGAACCCUAAGUUAACUAUAACAGCUUGUGAUGACAAAGGUGCAUCUGCUUCAGUCUUAAUUACCAAAGGAUCAUUUAAGAGAGAUGAGGCUUAUCAAACAUCUCUGGAGCUAGAUAAGACAUUUGGUAUGAUACGCAAAGUUCGCCUGGAAGUAGAAGACACAGAUGGGAAAACAUGGCAUUGCCAUGAGGUAAAGCUUCAGCACAGAAAAAGUAAAGAAACUCUUGAAUUUCCCUGUCUGCGGGAUUUUUCAGAUACUGAAGGUUGCACAGUUGCUGAACUGCCAGUACUCACAGUUGGCAGCAGGUUUUUAACAGUUAAACAGUAUGUUCUGUACAUCUCAACGGACUCAUCCUUGGAGUCAGGAACAGACUCAGAUGUGUAUAUCACUUUGAAAGGAUCAAUAGGAGACACUGGCAGGAGGAAAUUGCCAAGGAAUGAGAAAGACAGUUUUGCCAAGGGGAAGGUGGAUAUUUUUCAUGUAGAAGCAGUAGACAUUGGCACUCUGCAUGAGCUUGUUGUAGAAAAAGGAAAAGGCUCUGAUUGGUUCCUUGAGAAGAUUAUUGUAAAGGAGUCAGACUUUACAGGAAGAGAGAUACUGUUUAUGGCUCAAACAUGGCUAAAAGACAGAACUGAUAGGAAAAGAUGGGCUUCAGUAACUCUGAAUGUUACAGAAAUACAGGGGGAAAGCAUUACUGCUUCACUGUUACGAAGGCAACAAAUGAAAUCAGAUGGUCUAUGGAAGAUUUAUUUCACUGAAUGUCAUGAAGAUCCAUCAAAAGAAUUUAGAAAGUCUUGGGAAAACAUUUCUAAACUAAUUGUGGUAUUUUAUGGAAAUAAUGGCAAAUCAGGGCCCUUUUCCUUGGAGGACAACAUAGGGGAACAAGCUGAGGACCAAACAACAUAUGAUGUGCAUUUACCAUUUGAUCUAGGAAUGCUCUAUAAAGUGAAGCUGGGAUUUCAUCACUUGGGAGAAAGCAUAUUCCAAUUGUUUCAUCACUGUAAAAUGCAGAACACAGUAACCUUGGAUACCUUUACUUUUUAUAUAAAUAAAACACUUCCUCUUCUUAAUGGAAACCGAUGGAUUGAACUCCCUGUUGAGUGGCCAUUAAGGGAAGCACUUUCCGUGGUUACAUAUAAUAUAAAAGUAUUCUCCACUGAUGAUUUGAGCAAAAUAAACUCAGUACAUAUGUCUCUGUGUAUAUAUGGGACUAAUGGAGAAACAGAAGAUCGAACACUUUCAUUGACAUUGUCAUCUAUAGCUCACCAAGGAGAAGACAAUGAGUCAUUUACAGGUCAGAUAGAUGCUGUGGAUCUGGGAGAACUGAAAAAAGUUAUGCUCCUUAUCAGAAGCAAGUCAUCCUGCAGCCUGGGAAUUAAAGCCCUGCAUUUAAAGGAAGACCCAAAACAGGAUCCCGUCUAUAUAUUUGAAGUGAAUGAAACAUUCCUUUUGGAUGCAAGUGAAGCUGAAAUUAGAAAAGAAAUCCCCUUAUCUUGGAUUCAGAAGGAAGAUGGACCAGAAGAUCUUGUUGAGUAUAUCAUUAAAGUGUACACAGGUGACAAGAGAGGAGCAGGGACUGAUGCCAAUGUCCACAUAAUUUUGUUUGGAAACUUGGAUACAUCUUCACUAACUCAACUAAGUAAAUCUCUAGAUCAUCGGGAUACCUUUGAAAGAGGAAAGAUGGAUACAUUCAAAAUUAAGACAAAGAAAGUUGGAAGGCUGCAGAAAAUUGAAAUUGGGCAUGAUGGGAAAGGAUUUGGAAGUGGCUGGUUUCUGGAAAAAGUCGAAAUCACAAAUAUGUCUACAAAUGAACAAUACAGCUUCAAUUGCAACCGGUGGCUUGCUGAAGAUGAAGGUGAUGGACGCACUGUAGUGCAGCUUUACAUAUAAUUAUGCUUUCUGAGAAUCCUGUUUAAACAUGUUUCUCUCUCUCCUUCAAUCUGAUCCAAUUUAUUUAUAUUUCCUAAUUGUAAAAGAGCUGUAAUUAUCAUGAAGAAAAAUCAAAACAGUCCAUCACAUUUUAGUAUUCUUGUAAGAAUGUUACUGAAAAUUCUGAACACCUUUAUCCAAGCAGAAACAAAUUGAGAUCUAAUGUUACAAUACAAUUUUGGAUAUGUGACACAUCUUUCACAAUAUCUGUAGGAUCUGUGGUAUUUUUCCCCUAAGGAAAAAGAAAAGGAAAAUGUGUAUCAUCUGCUGUCUGAUGAAAUAGCUUUGUUGAUAUUUUGUAAUCUUUUAAAGUAAAUUAAUGAGAACACCUUCCCAGUAUUACCACAUGAGUUUUAUCCAAAUCAUAUAGGUAUCCCCCAUAAACUCAGACAUUGUGAACAUCUCCCUGUGGAUAAAUCACUCUCAGAAGUUAAUAUGUAGUUAAUAUGUAAACAUGCUGUAACAGAAGUAGACAACAGCAAGAAGAGACAGCGCAGACUCAAAUUAGAGAAUCUAGAAAUGAUUUAGCUCAGACUGACUGGAGGUCAUCCAAUUCAAUUGGGUGUCAAUCCCAAUUCAAAAAUCCAGAUCUAGCUACCUUUUAUUGACUAUCAUUGGAAACUAAAAAACAGCAAAUUUUCUGUUUGUCAGAAAUGGAUGAAGGUUGCAGGAACAGCAACCCUUUGAGGAGGAAAUGAAGCCUACCAUACUACAGACAAAUAGAUAUACAAGACUUUGUGCCAAAUACACUUAUGUUUUCACCUUUUAAAAAGGGAAUAGCACACAGUCAAAAAUCCUGUUGGUGCACUACACUCAUCUAAUUACACUGGCUUAGGUGAUGACAGCAGGAGGGGGAAACCAUGGGUGCAGCAGCCAUGAAGGAAAUAGGCUUUUUCAAAAUCAGGAGAUUUUAGCCAGAAUGUCUCUUUUUGGAAGGAGGGCAAGAUGAUAUUUUGUAGUCCUAUGUGCAACAUUUAAAACUCUGCCACCAAAGCAAUCAAGUGUUACCAGUGAAGAGUAGACAGAGUGUACUACUGAUAUUUUUAUAUCAUACUUCUUGAUAAGGAGUAUGGAGGCAGAGAGCAUUCAGUGGUUCAGCUGUACAGAUUUUUUUGCAUAUGUUAGACACUCAAAUUGUUUAAGAAUUAUCCACCCUUAAUCUUUUUAGCCAACCACUUAUUUCUCCACUUGCAACUGAUUAGCGUCAGGUUGCAGAAAUUAACUUCCUUACUAACCUUUAACUUUACUCCCAAUUAAUUUUUAAUAAAAAAGGUGUCAGAAAGCCAAAUGAAUAGUAUACAUAAAGAUGAGAAGGGAUAGAAAAAGAGUAGUGACUUAGGGCCCAUACAGACAGGCCAGAAUAAAGCUGCUUCAGGUCAUUUUGGAGGUAUGCUGUUUAAAUGACACAUGCAAAGUAAGAGGCCAGAAGCUGUGCCAAAGCUGUGCUCCAGUCCUUAGGAAUAAAGGCUUUCCAGUCUAUUCCCUUUAGAUUUGAUCUGUCUGUUAGUCAUAAACUGAAGGACCUACAGUAUAAUAUCAUCUGAAGUGAGGAUGAGAAAAGGGUUUAGUUCUCUUAAAGGAUAUAUUUUGGGGUGUCAGAACACAUAGGGUAAAUACUGAAAUGAAUUUAAAAUUGUAUUCCAAGAGUGCACAGAUGUGUUCAAUUGCUAACAGUAUUCAUUACACACAAACACUUUGCUGUGAUCUAUUAUGUGAUUUGUUUCAUUUAGUGUGCCUUUCAUUAAUAGUUUGUAAUAUUAAUUUACCCUGAUGUCAUUUCUGUUUUUUCAAGUGUAAAUAAUGCCUUCUUAAUUUGUUUGCCUUUACCAACACUGAAUAGAAUCUUUUAACAGAUUAUUUGCUUAUUUUCUUCCAGUCGUUCUGUUUUAAAGGGGGGGAGCAUUUUCAUUUCUGUUAGGAAUGUAGAGGGCACUUAUGAAUGACUAUAGAAAAAACAAAAGUAACAACCUAACUGCUGGAAUCUUACAGUUAACUCUGUUGUUGUUAUCUGCGAAU